This is a messenger RNA of Microstroma glucosiphilum, 1394 nucleotides long. RefSeq lists its product as hypothetical. The transcript has 2 exons. The coding region runs from base 100 to 1254 and encodes 384 amino acids. NCBI's taxonomy places the organism in Eukaryota, Fungi, Basidiomycota, Exobasidiomycetes, Microstromatales, Microstromataceae. The record is from RefSeq and is a predicted model, not a curated record.
GCUCCGAUCAGAGAUUGCAAGAGAGCAACGUUUGACAGAACCGGGACCCGCCGGUCUCCCUGACUGCGAUGCGAAUGGACAGAUGCGAAGGGUGGGAAGAUGAAUGGCAAAGGGCGGAUGGUAGAGGAAGAAGCACCUUUACCGGCCGGGCAUGCGGCCUGCCGGCCAGUCCACCCCCGCUCCUCCCCCGCUUCUCGCUUCCGAUCCGAAACACGACAUUGGCUCCGAGACGCGAUUGGAAUCUCAGACGCAGAAGGCACUCUCUGCCUGUGGCUUUCCCGCUUGCUAUACCACCUGUCCGUACCGUCUUUAACACCUUGUCCUCAUAACGCAGCGUGCCAUUCCACGAGAUCUGGAGAGGCUGUUCCUCAGCGGCCUGAAAGUGGUAUGUCGGGUCUUCAUGGCCUCAAGCGUGCCUGGUCGGGCAGUGCCCAUGAUCUUGGUGAAGACGGCGAGGAUGUGUCAAUCGCUCCCACCAAGGCUCAAAGACGAAUGAAGGAGAACAUCUUGCCAGCUAGCAGUCCAGCUGACUACAGUGACGGCUGGGAAAUGACACCCCCUGAGAAGCAGGAGGCCAUACGAAAGUCGCUUCAGGGGAGCAGGACAAAUACACUUCCUUUGAAUCAUGAAAGUGAAGCGCACAACGUUUUUCGGCCUAAGAUCGCUGAUCCCGACAACGUCGAGGACUGCCUCGCCGUGACAGCCAGCCAGCGUCAGCUGCCCGGUGUGCGAGUAUCCGGUCUCUCGCGCAGCUUCACACGUACCACUAGUCAAGACCACGAGGCUGGAGCCUCUCUGUCCAGCUCGGUAGCAAGCUCCAGCAAGCUGAAGCUUCCAGCCUCGUCUUCAACCUCGUCGAGAAGCGACAGGCUUGACGUGGCACCAUCACGGAGCAGGUCAAAUUCGAGCGAGCCUCCUGCAGCAGCAGGAGUGCCACAAAAGCGACAGCUUCCUCCUGGGUUUCAGAGCAAGCCGAAGCAGCAGCUCGUUGAGGAACGCCGUCGUAAUGGCCAAGGACCAUCUUUCCUAUCCAAGCAGCCACCGCCACCCCGCCCAGCAAGCGUAGGCCCGCAAAACCCUGCAGACGAGUACAAGGAGAAGGAGGCAUCGGUACCCGGCAUGUUCAGAUUGAGCGCGCAGCAGCUCCGCGUCAGGAACAUGGUCGUUGAAGAAGGCAAGAACGUUUUCUUCACUGGAUCAGCAGGUGAGUGGAACAUUGUCGAAGGUGCUGAGCCUGAGUCUGAAGAUUGCUGAGGUAUGCCUGACCCCCACACCAGGAACUGGAAAAUCGGUUCUCUUGCGAGACAUCAUCAAGCUAUUGAAGAAGAAAUUCAGCAAGCGAGCCGAAGCAGUAGCUACCACUGCUUCGACGGGUAUUGCCGCCUGCAACAUCG